Molecule: messenger RNA, 447 nt
Organism: Rotaria sp. Silwood1
Lineage: Eukaryota; Metazoa; Rotifera; Eurotatoria; Philodinida; Philodinidae
Source: the annotation of a GenBank genome assembly
AUGAAUGUUGAUGCAAUUGAUGAUCGUCGUCGUACUCCCUUGCAUGUUGCUUGUGAAAAUGGCCACACAAUAAUAGUUAAAUUUCUUCUUGAAAAGGGCGCUUCAAGCAUAUUACGAGAUGCUAGAUCUUACAAUUGUUUAGAUAUUGCCAUUAUAGGACAGCACGAAGAACUUGUGAAAGAGCUUCUCAAUCAUGAUUCAUGGCGAGAUAUAAUGCGUAAUGCUCAGCCUAUUUCCGGGACUGAAGCAUUCGACACGCCUAUGAGAAAAUUAAUUCGUUAUGUGCCUAAUGUAGCUGCUUGGCUUAUUGACGAAAAAUUUACUACUAUAGUCGGUGGACCAGGUCAAAAGGUAUACAAACGCAUCUACGAUUAUGAAUUUUAUGAAGACAUGUAUAAAGUUCGUGACUGGUACAGCAAAGGUAAGCACUAUAUAGAUUUAUCAUAG